AUGGCAUCAGUUGGUAAUGGUCAUAUAGCCUCAGUGGUGUACAGUGAUACUCUUUACAUGAAUGGCCUGUAUAAUGGAAAACUAAGAACGUAUGCACAUCAACAUUACACUCAGUUGAUGGUAACAGAAAUAGAAAUUAUAAGAACUCAAAAUAUUGGAAAUGACAGUCUGAAUCAUGUUGAUUCAUGGGCAGAUAAAUGGACGAAAGGGCGAAUAGAGGUAGGAGGGGACACCGAGCUCAAUACCCUGGUGCACAGCAGCAUGUAUUAUACCCUCAGCUCUUUACCUUCAACAGAUCCAAACCAACCGAACGAACCUUUCUAUGGACUAAGUCCAGAAGGUCUGGCAAAUGGUGACAACAGUACAGAUUUCAGAGGUCAUGUAUUAAUUGACAUGGAAGCCUGGAUGUAUCCGUCUGAAAGUGGAGUAAGUGGUGAUGAGCUGAGUUUUGGUGAGGUGAAUCAUGAAUUUAUCACGGCUGACAUAGCUUUUGCUGCAAGACAAUAUAUUUCUGCUACUCGUGAUUUGAAUUGGCUGAGAAGAGAUUCUGGAUACACUUUUAUUAGAGAUUUGGCUAACUUUUUGCAAUCUAUGGCAUUAUGGAAUGAUGUCAAGGCGGCGUAUGAAAUUAAUGUUUCAGCUGUGGUGAAAGAGGUUGAUGCCAUAUUAUUAGGAUUUCCGUUGAUGUUUGAAAUGAAUGAAACGGUUCGCCGAUCAGAUUUAGCUAUUUACGAAAACUUGACAGAUCCAAAGAGCUCUGCUAUGACGUGGGCAAUGUUUGCUAUUAAUUUGUUGGAAAUAGGUGACACGGAGAAGGCGUUUAAGUAUUUUCAGAAGUCUCAUUCUAGUUAUCCUAGAAAGCCAUUUAAUGUCUCUGGUGAAGGGGAUAUCAACUUCAGUGGCAUGGGUACAUUUUUACAAACUCUUAUCUAUGGAUAUGCCGGUGCUCGCCUACAUGUUGAAAAACUAACCUUUGAACCAAAACUGCCCAAAAAUGUAACCUCUUUGCAUUUCCUUGGAUUGGAUUAUUUGGAAACAACCUUUGACCUUUACAUAAACAAUUGGUAUGAUUGGUGA
Patella vulgata (common limpet) is the source of this 1077-nucleotide messenger RNA. Its product is annotated as protein-glucosylgalactosylhydroxylysine glucosidase-like. The record is from RefSeq and is a predicted model, not a curated record. Gene Ontology annotation, molecular function: protein binding. Gene Ontology annotation, biological process: carbohydrate metabolic process. The transcript has 7 exons. The coding region runs from base 1 to 1077 and encodes 358 amino acids. Lineage: Eukaryota; Metazoa; Mollusca; Gastropoda; Patellidae.